AUGGAGAGGAUGACCACGGUGCUGGUGCUUCUGAUCAUGAGGGAAGGAACUGGGACUUCUUACAGGGAAGUGACUUUUGAAAACCCAGAUCCUUGUGCAUUGAAGGGAUCGUCGGUGGAGUUCAAAUGCUCAUACAGAUACAAUGAGGGGGAAACUGUCCUACAGACUCGAUGGUACAAAGGAGACAUUGUGGGGAACGUCUGGAGACGUUUCAAGCUGUCAGAUCUUCCUUCGUAUGAAAAUCGCACUGAAUAUCUUGGUGACCGGAAGCACAACUGCAGCAUUGCAAUCCAUGAUGUGCAGGAAAGUGACACCGGACAUUACUACUUCAGGUUUGAUACGGAGAAUAUUGGAUACCGUAGCAAGAAAUCAGUGCAACUGUCUGUCAGAGAGCUGAGUGCCAGCAUGUACCCAGACACAGUGAGAGCGGGAGAAGACAUCAAGCUUGAAUGUAGAACAUCCUGCCAGCAGCAACCUUCCAGCAUAAUCUGGUUCAAAGAUGGACGCCCCGUAGCCAAACCAGUGUUUCAGGCUCAGGCAGAGGAUUCAGGAAAUUAUUCCUGUGCCAUUGAAGGAGAAGAAUCAGAUAAAUCGGACCCUGUGACUCUAAUUGUCCAGUAUGCUCCAUUGAAUGUGACAAUUGAGAUGAGCCAUCCUGGUCUCAUUGUAGCGGGCAGCAAUGUGAGUCUGACCUGCAGCAACACAGCUAACCCUGCAGCAGAUAACUACACCUGGUACAAAAAUUCUUCCAGCUCCAUGCUCCAGGUGGGCUCAGGACAGGUGCUGUCUCUUCCCUCUGUGAACGUUUCCCACUCUGGACUCUACCUUUGCCAGGUCAGGAACAGUGUGGGGGAAGGCAACUCAAUAGGUGUGCUGCUGACGGUGUAUGAAACAGACACAACAGACAUUAACCAUUUAAUCCUCCGUGUUGGUUUUGGAGUCAAAGUUUUCAUUGUGCUGUUGCUUACAAUGAUUAUUACCUGGGCUUGGUAA
This is a messenger RNA of Limanda limanda (common dab), 993 nucleotides long. Its product is annotated as B-cell receptor CD22-like. The transcript has 5 exons. The record is from RefSeq and is a predicted model, not a curated record. Lineage: Eukaryota; Metazoa; Chordata; Actinopteri; Pleuronectiformes; Pleuronectidae. Bases 1 to 993 code for a protein of 330 amino acids.